Messenger RNA from Psylliodes chrysocephalus, 591 nucleotides. The record is from the annotation of a GenBank genome assembly. Lineage: Eukaryota; Metazoa; Arthropoda; Insecta; Coleoptera; Chrysomelidae.
UCUUCGCAAGUGCAACUUCAAACAGUGACAAAAAAAGUGAAAAUGAAAAGCCCGAAAGUCUCAGAAAGUCGGAAAAUCAGAAAACCGUUAAUCGAGAAAAAACGCCGAGCUCGCAUCAACGAUAGUCUGGAAACUUUAAAACAAAUUUUAUUGGAGUCCAAAACGUAUCUAAAAGAAGGAAAAAAGGGCCAGAGAUAUUCAAAACUGGAAAAAGCUGAUAUAUUAGAAUUGACAGUGACAUAUUUGCAACAAUUACACGGAAAAUUCAGGGAAAAUCGAAUCGAUAGCGAUGAUAAAGAAAACGAUAAUCAUUCCAACAAAAAAUCGUUAGCUGACGAAGAAAAUUUUGUAAAAAACAACACUAUAAUCAUCAGGAGCGACAGGAAGAUCCAACCUAGUUUCGUUCGGAAAGAACCUGUGCUCAUCAGACCAGCUGACAGUUCUUCGGAAAACGUCAAAAUAGGAGUGACCCUUUUUCCAACAAGAUUGCAUAGUGGACAUAUCGUGUAUUUUUUACCUAAAAAUUUGGGUGAAAAAAGUGUUAAUGGACAUUUAGUAGAAAGUAAGGAAAAAGUUUGGAGACCUUGGUGA